AUGGCGGAGGUGCCGCAUUUCGUGCUCUACGAGCACGCCGUUGGUUACGCUCUCUUCAAAGUCAAGGAAUUUGAGGAUGCCGGCAACAUUCUACCACAGGUCAAUGACUCUGUCGGCGAUGUGUCGAAAUUCUCCAACAUCGUCAACCUGAUCGCCUUCGAUCCAUUCAAGAACACCGAGUCUGCCCUCGAGAACUGCAACUCGAUUUCCGAAGGUGUUGCCCAUGCCGAUUUGAUCAACUUCCUCCAGCAGAAUCUACCGCAAAAGAAGAAGAAGGUUAUCAUCGGUGUCAACGACGGAAAGCUGGCCAGCUCAUUGGUGGAGUCGUUCCCCGAAUUGAAGCCGACCUUCGGAAAUCUCAUCACUGAGAUCCUCCGCGGCAUCCGUGUUCACUUUGAGACGCUUGCCAAGAAGCUGCCCCAUCAUUCGCUGUCCAAGGCUCAACUCUCGCUUGGUCACUCUUAUUCUCGUGGAAAGGUCAAAUUCGACGUUCACCGUGUCGACAACAUGGUCAUCCAAUCUAUUGCCUUGCUCGACCAGCUCGACAAGGACAUCAACCUCUUCGGAAUGCGCAUCCGCGAGUGGUACUCGUACCACUACCCAGAGCUCUACAAGAUCGUCGGCGACCAAUACAAAUAUGUGCGGUGCGCCGUCGCCAUCCUGGAUCGCAACAAGUCUUCAGAAGACCCGGAGCUACCCGCGAAAUUGCUGGAAAUCAUCGAAGAUGAAGAAAAGGUUGCUGAAAUCGUCGAGGCUGCUCGCACAUCUAUGGGCAUGGACAUUUCCGAUCUGGAUCUGAUGAACAUUGAAAGAUUCGCUGCCCGUGUCGCAUCACUUACCGAGUACCGUCAGCGUCUCCACGGAUAUAUCAAGGACCGUAUGCACAGCUGCGCUCCGUCACUUUCGGCCCUCGUUGGCGAGCAGGUCGGUGCUCGUCUGAUCUCACAUGCCGGAUCUCUAACAAACCUCGCCAAGUUCCCCGCCUCAACGAUUCAAAUCCUCGGUGCAGAAAAGGCGCUGUUCCGAGCCCUCAAGACGCGAAGCAACACGCCCAAGUACGGACUGCUGUUCCACUCACCCUUCAUCGGACGCGCCGCCGCCAAGAACAAGGGUCGCAUCUCGCGAUUCCUGGCCAACAAGUGCACAAUGGCAUCCCGCAUUGAUUGCUUCUCCGAGGUUCCCGUCGAAACUUUCGGAGAACACUUGCGUGCACAAGUUGAAGAGCGACUCCGUUACUUCGAGACUGGAGAGGUCCCCGCCAAAAACAUUGACGUGAUGAAGGCAGCUGAAGAGGAAGCAGUAGGCACCCGCACCAAGGUUCUCAAGAAGAGGAAGAAGGCCGCCAAGAAAGCAAAGAAGAUUUUGGAUGAGACUGCUGAGGAAGAAGCCGACGAGCCGCCGCCGAAGAAAAAGAAGAAGAGCGCCGUUGCGGACGCGGACGAGGAGAUGGAAAACGUGGCGCUGGAGGAGAAGCCGAAGAAGAAGAGGAAGUCCAAGAAGGCCGACGACGAGGAGGAAGAA
Messenger RNA from Mesorhabditis spiculigera, 1521 nucleotides. NCBI's taxonomy places the organism in Eukaryota, Metazoa, Nematoda, Chromadorea, Rhabditida, Rhabditidae. The record is from the annotation of a GenBank genome assembly.